Messenger RNA from Monopterus albus (swamp eel), 891 nucleotides. RefSeq names its product BRICHOS domain containing 5 (gene bricd5). The transcript is spliced from 6 exons. The record is from RefSeq and is a predicted model, not a curated record. Bases 184 to 882 code for a protein of 232 amino acids. Lineage: Eukaryota; Metazoa; Chordata; Actinopteri; Synbranchiformes; Synbranchidae.
AUGUGAAAUGGGUAACUGUUUUUGGGAGGGAAACAGUGAGACCAGGGGGGAGGGGGUCUGCGGGGACAAAGAGUAGCUGGUCAGGUGUACUGACUCUCAGUCAGUGCUGGUCAUGACCACAGCUCCAUGCUGAUAGUUACGAGAAGGGAGCAGACUGAGUGAGGAGCCGUCAAAGGAGACAGGAUGGUGAGGUGCUGGAAGCAUUCAGAAAACCGUCUGGAGGAAGCACGGUGCACGGAUGGGAGCCCUAUUGUGUCCCCCGAGUCCACCUUCCCACACAAAGCAUUCUGGGUCAGCCUCUCAGCCUCUUUGCUCCUGGUCAUCACUGUGCUCGGUUUGACGGGGCACCUCAACCUGUCACAGCCUCCGUCUCAGCCUUUGCAGGUGGCGAGAAUCACAUUUCCAGAUCAGACUGGAGUUCUGGUCAACCAGUCAGUCAUUGUGGACCAGCAGAAUGAGCUGGUAAGCUUGUCUGUGACUUCACCAACAAAUAAGAUGUCCACUGUGCUCUUCGAUAUAAAACAUGGUUUGAUAUGUUACAGACCAGUCAACCAGGACAGCUGCUUCCUGCGAAAGAUGGACCAGUCCAACUAUGACAAUGUACACUCCCUCCUUCACGAGUCAACUAAUAAGCAGAGUCAGUUCCAGCUGUCUGGGAACGAGACCCAGAGGCAGACGGAGUUCCUGGGGGUGCUGGCAGCCAGUCAGGUGGAUGUGUCUGUACUGGAGGAGCCUCUGCAGGCUCUGUGUCAGGACCGGUCUGUCCACUGGACCACAAGGGCUGAGGGCCCAAGCAAACAGAGGCUGGUCUACUUCUGCAUCGACAUCUGCUUUCCCAGCAACAUCUGUGUGUCAGUCUGUUUCUAUUACCUGCCUGAGUGACUGCGUUUU